UGACAAAUGACUGACAGUGACAUCUUUUAGUUUGUUGUGUAUUUGUAUCGUCUCUUUUACCGAUUUUUUAAAAUAAAGAAAAAUAAUUAAAACCUCCAUGAAAUAAUAGUAACAAACUAUAAAAUGAAUUUAGAAUUACUAGAAUCAUUUGGACAAAAUUACCCAGAGGAGUUUGAUGGAACUUUAGACUCUCUUUCUAUAGCUGUUACAUGCCAGUUUAAUAAACGAGGUACUCUCUUAGCUGUUGGCUGUAAUGACGGACGAAUAGUUAUAUGGGAUUUUUUAACAAGAGGCAUUGCUAAAAUAAUAUCUGCCCAUGUUCACCCAGUAUGCAGCAUAAGUUGGUCUAGAAAUGGAUAUAAAAUUGCCUCUGCCUCAACUGACAAUACAGUUUGUAUAUGGAAUAUUUUAUCAGGUGAAUGUGAGCAAAAAUAUAGGUUUCCAUGUCCUGUUUUAAAAGUUCAGUUUCAACCAAGAAGUUUAGAAAAGUUACUGGUUUGUCCCAUGAAACACCCUGCUGUGUUGGUCGAUACAAAUGGGGUUCACAAAGUUUUACCCAUAGAUGAUGAUGGUGAUUUAAAUAUAGUUGCAUCCUUUGAUAGAAGAGGUGAAUACGUAUAUACCGGUAACGCCAAGGGUAAAGUGUUAGUAUUGGAUUCCAACACUUUAGAAAUAAGAGCCAGUUUCAGAAUAGUGUUAGGAACGUCAAGCGCCACUGCUGUAAGAAGCAUCGAAUUUGCUAGGCGCGGAGAUUGUUUUCUGAUAAACACAGCAGACAGAGUUAUAAGGGUGUAUGACAGUAAAGAAGUUCUAACCUUUGGUAAAGAUGGUGACCCAGAACCCAUACAAAAGUUGCAAGAUUUAGUUAAUAAAACGAUGUGGAAAAAAUGCUCCUUUUCCGGCGAUGGUGAAUACAUUUGUGCCGGUUCGACCAGGCAGCACGCCCUUUACAUUUGGGAAAAAUCCAUUGGAAAUUUAGUAAAAAUAUUGCACGGUACUAAAGGAGAAUUGCUCUUAGAUGUGGCUUGGCAUCCAGUUCGGCCCAUUAUUGCCAGUAUAUCAUCAGGAGUUGUGAGCGUGUGGGCACAAAACCAGGUAGAAAAUUGGUCCGCAUUUGCUCCCGAUUUUAAAGAAUUGGAUGAGAACGUGGAAUAUGAGGAAAGAGAAAGUGAAUUUGAUUUGACUGAUGAAGAUAAAUCAGUGGCAAGCGGAGGGGACAACAAAGAAGAAUCGGAUUUAGAGGUUGAUGUGGCUACAGUAGAUCCUGUUGCAGCAUUUUGUAGUUCUGAUGAAGAAAAUGAAAACUCCGAUUGCCUUCAAUUUUUACCAACAGCUCCAGAGAUCGAAGAACCUGAGGACAACUGGACACCCAUGGACAAUAACCCAGUACCUAUAAAUGUCGGUAACGGCCCCCCUCCGGCGAAAAAGAAGAAAUACAAAACGUACGACAUACCGCUCGAAAAUAUCUCCGACGGAGAAGUACAUCCGUUAUUAAGCAAUAAAUCUAAGGAUAAACAAAUGAUUGGCGGUAAGAAAGGACCUGGAAGAAUGAAAAAAUGAUCGAUUUUAAAUAAAAUAUACGAAUCGUACAAUUUUUUUAUGAUAUUUUUCCUAGUCAAAAAUCGGGUUGAUGGAAAAAAUUUCAAAACUGUGCCAAAAAGUGAGAAGCAAGAAAAAGUGUUAGAAAAAUGUCGAACAGGUAUAAUUUUGAUUAGUUAUAAAGUUGGAAGUAUUUCUGCCUCCUGAUUGGUAUUUUUAAAUUAAAUAAAAUGUUUAAAAAAAUAAUCGCGA
Messenger RNA from Psylliodes chrysocephalus, 1791 nucleotides. The record is from the annotation of a GenBank genome assembly. NCBI's taxonomy places the organism in Eukaryota, Metazoa, Arthropoda, Insecta, Coleoptera, Chrysomelidae.